Molecule: messenger RNA, 1596 nt
Organism: Danio rerio (zebrafish)
Lineage: Eukaryota; Metazoa; Chordata; Actinopteri; Cypriniformes; Danionidae
Source: RefSeq, a predicted model, not a curated record
ACAUGCGUUUAGCCAACUUUAUACUUUUUCAAACCAAAUAAAAGUCUUCUGGCAGGCUUUCACAAGCCACUCUAAAGUCUGUCCUCGAACUUUAAUAUCUAGUUAAGGACAGACAGGAGAUUCCUAGUGAUGGUUAACCUGGAAUACGACAGCACAUUGUGGAUUCAGAACUGGAAGUUGUUUGGGACUCACUGUCCGUCUCCCUGUUUAAGUACGGCAUGAACUGUGCACAAUUCAAACUAAACUUAAAAUAAGACACCCUGAUGCUAAUAAAGGCAUGAGAGCUUUUGCACUUCACCAGAGCAGAACACUAAAACCAAACAAAGUGCAGGGUGUCCAUCAGGAACACACACUGCAGCCGCGGCGCAGACACCCUGCAGGUCUGUCGGAGUCUCCAGAUACACAGUCAACUCCAGUUUCUGCUCUACGUUUGCUUUAUUGGUAGUAGUAGUAUUACAUUAUUAGUAAAUGUCGGAAUCAGAGCUGUUCAUGGUGCAUAAAGGUGUGUUUCUGACCACACUCGUGCACCCAGCUGAGAGCCUGAAAUACUACGAGGACUUCACUUUCCGUCCGGAUGACAUCCUGAUCGUCACUUACCCCAAAUCAGGCACCACAUGGAUGCAGGAGAUCGUCCCCCUGGUAGUGAGCGAGGGCGAUCUGACGCCGGUUCUGACCGUGCCCAACUGGGACCGAGUGCCGUGGCUGGAGGAGCAUCGAGCCAUUCUGCUGAGUUUAGAGCAGAGAGCAUCGCCACGCAUCUUCGCCACUCACUUUCACCACCAGAUGAUGAACCCGUCCUACUUCAAGAUCAAGCCCAGGGUUCUGUAUGUCAUGAGGAACCCCAAAGACGUCUUCAUUUCUUCAUAUCACUUCCAUGAGAUGGCCUCGUUCCUGGUCAGCCCGGGAACACAAGACGAGUUCAUGGAGAAGUUCCUGGAUGGAACAAUCAUGUUUGGCUCCUGGUUUGACCAUGUGAAAAGCUGGCUGAACGCUGGAGAACAGGAGCACAUCCUCUACCUCUGCUACGAGGACAUGAUCUCUGAUCUGAAAGCCUCUGUGGAGAAGAUCGCCACUUUUCUUGGGAAAUCCUUGAGCUCAGAGGUGGUGGAGAAAAUCGCAGAUCACUGUGUGUUCAAGAACAUGAAGCAGAACAAGAUGUCCAACUACUCUCUGGUGCCGGAGGAGUUCAUGGACCAGAAGAAGUCAGAGUUCCUGAGGAAAGGAAUUGUUGGCGAUUGGAAGAAUCAUUUCAGCACUGCUCAAGAGCAGAAGUUUAAUGCUGUUUAUCAAGAGAAGAUGAAGGAUGUGAAGUUCAGCUUUCCAUGGGACUGAACACCUCAUCUGAUCUCUCCUGAGCUGCAUACAUUCACUGUAGCCUUUGGUGCUCGAUUAGUACACAGAUGUUUUAUCCACUCCAGCAUAAACAUUAUUCUGCUCAAACAUAUAUUAUACUCCUCUAUUAUUUUGCUUUAUGACAGUGGAGUUUAAUAUGAUGUUCAUAAUAGAUUAUUACAGUUGUUGUGUAUUAAUUCCCACAGUAAUAGUGAUGUUUAUCUGUAUCACAUCUGCAUUACAGUCAAUAAACUUUGAAUUCAA